This is a messenger RNA of Leishmania major strain Friedlin, 1437 nucleotides long. RefSeq lists its product as hypothetical. NCBI's taxonomy places the organism in Eukaryota, Euglenozoa, Kinetoplastea, Trypanosomatida, Trypanosomatidae. The transcript has a single exon. Bases 1 to 1437 code for a protein of 478 amino acids. The record is from RefSeq and is a predicted model, not a curated record.
AUGGAAGAGGGCGCGCCCGCGAAUGCGACAGCGUCACUACCGCCGUCCUAUGAGACCGUCCUCGCUUUUCUUACAACGCUGGCGCAGUGGCUCAAGCAUGCGCGAGAGCGCCUGACGUGCCGAGACGAAGUCGGCCGACACGCCAUUGCGGUGGAGGCUCUCACCCGCCACCGCGAACGCGCCUAUGAGCAGCUGACAGAAUCCGUAUGGCGCCAUACAGCUGCUGCCGGUGACAUGAGCACAUCGCUUUUACCCUCUGCUUCGGUCGAGCUGACCGCGUGGGUGCUGCUGCGGCUUCUCGUCCUCCUCCUUACCUGGUGGUUGCUGAUGCGGCUGGUGCGCGCGACCACGCUACCGCGCCUGCGCGCUCGCCAGAUUGCGGUGCACCCUCACGUGCAUCUGCCAACGAGCGUCGGAAGUGCACAGGUGGUAGAGGCGUUUAUUCAUCCCGACGCUGCUCAGCGCGGCAUCAACGCCACGCUGCUGUUGACUGUCAGCGCUUGCGUGUCGGUGGCGUGCCUGCUCAUUCUCUGCCUGCUUGCAAUGCAUGUAUGGGUGGACGUGGUGCUGUUGCGCCUCCUCCAACACUGGACCGCCCCACUAUGGCAGGCACAGACAUGGUUGGCGUCGCAUGUGUUGUGGCCCUCCAACAGCUCGCCGCAGGGCUCACUGCAAGCACCUGCCACCCCUGUGGAGCAGUACGCAACUUCGUUCAUCAGUGUUGUUUCUGGACUAAAUUCCAGCUUGUUUCACAAGCUCGCGUGGCUGCGUCGACUGACACAGCAGGUGAAACUGAUGUACCUGUGGGGUAUGGUCGGAGGGACCAUGUUGGGGGUGGUGCUCUGGCUACUUGGCUACUCCUCUACGCUGCUGCGGACCUACAACGCGAGUCUGCCGUACUUUGAAGAGAACGACCCUCUACUGCGCUGGCUGGCCCAACAGGAGGCAGAGGCCGCUCAGCAACGUACCAACGCGGCGUUUGCCGCUCUACUUGAAAGCCAGCAUAGGCAAGAGCGCGUAAUGGAGAGGCUGGCAAGCUCAUUGGCGCCCGCGACUCCUCGAGAGCGGCAGCGCUAUCUGCAGAUGACGGAGGAAGGAGCAGGAUCACAUUGCUUCGUGGAGGAUGCUGCGCUAGCGUCAGCGACAAGCGACGCUACCGAAGACGAGCGGCGCAAUGGUGAGACAGCCGCAGGCGGAGCUGAUGCGGUGAUCAUCAACAACGGCUGCAGCGGUGAUGGCAAUGCAGGAAAGUUGCGUGUGGCAUCUGGACCUUCACCCGAUAGCGAUUUGGCCGCUGCCUUCGAAGUAGCAGCGUCGGCGACGCGAGGUGAAGGAGCCGCUGAGGCUAGCUGCGGCACAACACCGCAGGCGGAGGAGGAGGGGGCAGCGACUACAGCUUUGCGGAUGGCAAAAGAAGGAGAGAGUCCUGGCAGCUAG